Messenger RNA from Lindgomyces ingoldianus, 1200 nucleotides. RefSeq lists its product as uncharacterized. The transcript has 8 exons. Bases 1 to 1200 code for a protein of 399 amino acids. NCBI's taxonomy places the organism in Eukaryota, Fungi, Ascomycota, Dothideomycetes, Pleosporales, Lindgomycetaceae. The record is from RefSeq and is a predicted model, not a curated record.
AUGCUUCCGCGGGUCCUUCGUACGGCUCCCGUCUCUUUCCUCCAUGCGUUCUACUACGAUAUUUUUCUCCGUGGUAUGUUCUUCAAGGAGAUUGAGAAGAUACAUCAGAGAUAUAGCAAGCCUUUCCUUUCUAAUACCUACACAUCACUACAUAAUCCCAAUAUUCUGCAUAAACCCGCUAGAAAUCCAUGUCAGCGACCCUCACUUCUACGGUGGGAUAUACGCCGAAAGCGCCCACAAUCUAAGAACCGAAAUAAGAACCCAAAGAUGACUCUCGCCAAUGGCCAGCCCUUACCCAAGGGGAAGAAGUCGCCAGAUGCACCUUUCCGUUUUGCGGAUACGGAAUACCCGCCUCUCACCACUAAAGUUGCCAAUUAUCAGAAGAGGGAGGACUUUCCGUAUCUCACAGAGUCGUACACCAUAAGCUUUGAAUAUCGCAUCCCGGACGAGUUGCUAGUCGCGGAUUACUAUGUCGCUCUGUUGAAAGCAUACGUGCAUGUCGAGGAUCGCAAUUUCCGCAUGCAUAAUUGCACCACUCCAGCUGGUGCUCUGCGCCUCCUGCUUUUUGGCUUCUGUCCGGACAGUAGGCCGAGCAGCACGACGGACCGGGCCAUCACUGUCACACACAAAGAACUCGCUGAUCUUCCGAAAGAAGUUAAGGGCGAAGCAGAUAUAGCUGAGGCGCCGUCUAGUCCUAGUUCCUUGGAGAAAAGUGUCCCCAUCAUUUACAGGUGGAAGCACCUACCAGCUCUGAAGCUUAUGUCCGAGGACAAGACGGAUUCUGAACAAGUAGAAAGAGCUAGCGUCACAAGAAGAUUAAGACCACGUUGCAACCGGACUCUAAAACGGGACUGUAACGAGCAUGCUCAAAAUGGAGUGGCUAUGGAUUACCGACUUGGCAUACAAAAUGGGUCUGCUACUGAAAAUGGCGUGAACUGUUUCCUUAGUUCUGCUGAGCUGCCCGAGCCGCCACAAGAUUUUGUGAUAAUCCUCAGCAAAAAUUCAGGAAUAAUAUUCUACAGAAGUGGGGUGAAAAUACCAGGACAGAAUGAGUUGGAAUGGCUGAAUAUAUAUGUUAUGCAGCAGGAUCCUACAGAACACUCGACACCGUGUGAGCAUAUGUCAUUGGCGGUCUGGAGUAUCAAUGAUAUGGCCUCUCUGGAAAUCCUCCUGACGCACGAGGAUGUAGUUUCAGCAUAA